AUGACGCUCCAAAAUGCAUACCAAUUCGCCGAAGAGGCAGAAAGAUUAGAACUUAAGAAAGACUACCUCAGAGCUCGAAACUUACACAAAAAGGCCUCGGAUGCUUUUGAAAAUGUUCUAGCGAACAUCGUGAAUGAUGAGGCCACUGACCCAAAGAUAGUACAAGCAUUGGAGCUUCUAGCAUCCCAGCACCAGAAAAGAUCAAUACAAUCGAAUUAUAAAUAUAGAUUGCAGAAAAUAACGGAAAAAAGAGCCCUUACAGAAGAACAAAAAGCCAAGAAUGAAGAUGUCAAUUAUAAAACAGGAUUGUUUGGGGGUAAAAAUAAUAUUCUCGACUCAUUGGCAAACAAAAGAGGCAAUCGAAAUACAGAUCAAAAUGCCUUUAUGGGAGAAUAUAGCAUAAUUGCUGACAAUGAUAAUAGUUUAUUAUCAGCGAACAAUGGAAGGAGUGAUGCUAAUUUGUAUCAAGGGAUCAUGAAUUUAUUUGACACUUUUGCGAUAAACCCUAAUCUAGAUGAUGCCACAGAAGAUGAUAACGGCAUUGAAGAUACUAAAUUAGUGGCAAAUCAUCAAAUCCUUAAUAGUAAAACCAAGGAGGAAUUAAUUGUGGAAAAUCAGCAAUUGAAAAAGAAUUUAAUCCAUCAAAACAGAUUAUUGGGGAAAUUGAAAAGAAUUAAGAGUUCACAUACGGGAAAAGCUAACAUAGUAUUGAUAGAUAAGAAGAUGUUCCAGAGAAAAUUAAAUAAUCUACUACUGUCAACGCCCAAACAAAGCUUUUUCGGUGGUAAUAACAAGUUGUUCAAUGGAUCCUCUACUGCAAACAGUAUUGCAAAUUCGACUAUCAACAAUAGCAGUAAUAAUUCUUUGACGAGUGUUUCAAAUAAUCAUUUAGUGAUUAGUAACCAGUUGAUUAGUGAGAAAGAGGCCGAAAUUAAGAGAUUGCAACAAUUAGUAAUAACACAGGAUCGUCAGAUACUGAGGUUAGGUCAAAAUAUGAAGUCUGUCGAGAAUGAUAAAGAUGUUUUAAUUGAAAGCCAUAAUAAAUUGAGAAGAGAGUUGUUGGUAUUGAGACAGCGAAUUGAUGUGACAGAUGGGACAGAUGGACCCCAUAUUAAUGCAGGGGCUAAUGACAUACAAGAUCAACCCAUCAAUUUGAAUCAGCAGUACGAAAUUUUUGAAAAAAAGAGAGGAAAUAUUUAUAAUGCAAUUCAUGGGCGCCAUAAUGUGGGACUUAAUUCGAAUUCUAAAGAAAAAAAUCUUAUUUUGCAAAGUGAUGAUGAUGAUGAUGAUGAUGAUGAUGAUGAUGAUGAUGAUGACGACGACUAUGACAAUGAUGAAGAUAAUAGCAGUAGUGAAAUAGAGGGCAUAGAUGGUAAACGCUAG
Molecule: messenger RNA, 1383 nt
Organism: Saccharomycopsis crataegensis
Lineage: Eukaryota; Fungi; Ascomycota; Saccharomycetes; Ascoideales; Saccharomycopsidaceae
Exons: 1
Coding region: 1-1383 (460 amino acids)
Source: RefSeq, a predicted model, not a curated record